Molecule: messenger RNA, 1929 nt
Organism: Closterium sp. Naga37s-1
Lineage: Eukaryota; Viridiplantae; Streptophyta; Zygnematophyceae; Desmidiales; Closteriaceae
Source: the annotation of a GenBank genome assembly
AUGGCGGGAUACGACGAUCCUCCCCCCUUUAGAGACGGAAGCAGCGCACGAUCAGGCAGCACGGAUCCACACACCGAUCUGUACGCGCUAUUGCACGUCUCGCGCGAUGCUUCCGACGAUGAUCUGAAACGCGCGUAUCGGCAGCUCGCGUCCGUCUACCACCCUGACAAGUACCCCUUUCCGCAGAUGCAAGAUGUCGCCAAGGACCACUUUCAGCGGAUCCGAUCCGCGUACGAAGUGCUUUCUGAUCCGGCCAAGAGACAGGUGUACGAUCUGUACGGCAUAGAGGGCGUGGUUUCGGGCAUGGAGCUGGGCCCUCACCUGCGCACGAGGCAGGAGAUACGCGAGGAGUGGGAGCGGGCGCAGAGGAGGAGGGAGGAGCUCAAGGCGGCCAUGCGCACUCAGCACUCCUCCUCCAUGUUGCUCUCUGUCACCGCUGCUGACGCUAUCGCCUCGGGCUUUGAGCGUUUUCCUAGAAUCACUGGCAUGCAGAUGUCGACUCAGGUGCAGGCAGCGUUAUCAGACAAGGACACGCUCGUGCUGGGGGGCUCCAUGCUGAUGAGGCGCGUGGCAGGGGGAGGGUCCAUGGUGGCGAUGUUUCGCCGGCAGAUAGACUCAUAUCAGACAGGGGAACUGGUGGUGGUGGUGGGCAUGCGCACUCAGCUCACCCUCUCCACUGCCAGACAAGUGUCGCCGUCCACAAAGGCGACAGCAGGGGUGACGUGGCAUGCUGACGACGGCUCGCUCUCAUUGGCCAAUUCGUGGACGUCUCAGAUCACCGAAUCCACUGCUGCAUCGAUCAAUAUUGGGUUGGGAGCCGAUGGUGGGGCAGGGGUGGGUUGGCACACACAGAAGGACAAAAACUCAUUUAAUGCAGAAAUUAAAGUGGGAGCGGGGCUGUCUUCUGGUGGCCUCACAGCCACAUUCGUGAGAAGGUUCUCAGAACAUUCGUCAGGAAGAAUACACGGCAGGCUCGGAACCACAGGAGCAGACGUGGAGGUGGGGGGCAGCAGGAAGAUAUCAGACAACAGCUCUCUGGGCUUCUUUGUCACCAUGGGCCUGCAGGGCACUCUAUGGAAGGUCCGCUAUUCCCGAGGCGGUCAGAAGGUCACAUUGCCAAUUCUUCUCUCCCCCACUCUACGACCAGCCAUCAGUGUUCCAGCCAUUCUUAUACCCUCUGUCACAUAUGCUGUGCUGAAGCAUUGGGUGUUCAGCCGGUGGAAGCAGAUUCGAGAGGCUCGGCAGGACCGGGAGGUUCGGCAGAAGACAGCGAAGCAGGUCUGGGAGUCCAUGGCUGAGGCUCGGCAGCUACAGGACAUGAUGGCUCCGGUGGUAACCAGACGGGUUAACGCGUUACAGCAGCGGCCCAACGGCAACGCUCUUAUUAUUCUAUCUGCGAAAUAUGGGCGUCUAGGAGGAGUGGAGGAGAAGGAAGAAGGGGAGAAUCGGGAUAGUAGCAGCAGGAGUCGUGGUGAUGGUGAUGUUGGUGGUGGUGGUGGUGAUGGUGGUGGUGUUGGAAGGGAAGGGGAGGGUUCAGGUUCAAGAAUAGGGUCGAUGCUUAGAGGACUAAGAGGAUUGUUUACUAUUGGCCUAGGAGGAACAGGAGGGGAGGAGGGAGUGGGUGGAAGGGAAGAAGAGGAUGAGGAUGAGUGGGAGGAGGGGGAGGGGGAGGGGGGAGCAGACAGAGUGGUGUUGCCUCCUGCAGUGUGGGAUGUGCGCGUUCCUCUGCAGUUCCUGGUGGACGAUGCUACCAACACACUGCAGUUGCACGAGGGGGUGAGCAAGAAGGGAAUCAUGGGCUUCUGUGAUCCCGCACCUGGACUCCCCAAGAAGCUGCGAGUGCGAUACUCCUACAGGGGGGAGGAGAGGGAGGUUAUUGUGAAAGAUCUGGAGGCACUCUCACUACCCCUACCGCCAAGAGCGUCGUAG